Anthonomus grandis grandis is the source of this 2397-nucleotide messenger RNA. Its product is annotated as diacylglycerol lipase-beta-like. The transcript is spliced from 13 exons. The coding region runs from base 204 to 2249 and encodes 681 amino acids. Gene Ontology annotation, biological process: lipid metabolic process. The record is from RefSeq and is a predicted model, not a curated record. Lineage: Eukaryota; Metazoa; Arthropoda; Insecta; Coleoptera; Curculionidae.
UGUAGUACCGCCGCCGCCAGUUCGACGUGACAAUCUGGACGUGUCGCAGGCUUUCGAUCCCGUAUAACGGUCAACAAAUGUCGGUCAACGCAGUUUCUAGUAAAUAAUGUUAAAAAAAAAAGUGGUGAUUUCGUGUGUAUGACUUCUCAUGGACCAGAUUAACUAUAGUUUUCCGACGUUGUUAUAAGGAACACGAGGGCGGCAUGCCUGCUCUUCGCCUCUUUGGCAGGAAAUGGUUAGCCGCGUCGGAUGACCUCGUUUUUCCCGGAUUAUUUGAAAUAGGCCUGAGACUAAUAUGGUUGGCCCUACUGGUGUGUGUCCAUAUCGAAUACUACCAAGACACCUGGAAAUGUUCAGCAGGAGGAGACUACGUUCGUGCUUACAUAAUCGGAAUGUUGUGUCUGCUGUCCGCAGUGAUCGUGGUCCUAGUGGCGUUGGUUAACCAGAGCGCCAAGGGUUCCAUAACAAACGUAGAGGCCCGCAAACUGGUUCCACCCAUUUUACUGCUCAAACUCUUCCUCAUCUUACCGGAAGUGGUGCUGAACAUCUUCGGUACCAUGUGGGCCUUUUGCCGGGAGUUAGUCCAGUGCCCUUAUGAGGGCCACUUUUCCAGAACCGUCAUAGAAGCCCUAGUGGUGUUCAACUGGGUACUGUUCGGCCUAGCGGUGUUCGGGCUCGUGAUGGUGUUCGACCCUUUGGGCUCCAAACGGUACCACGAAGUCCAAGAGACCCCCAGUGCGGGAGAGUCUUUGAGGCACCGUAAAAGUACCAGCAUAUGGAAGAGGAGGUUCAAAUGGGCGUUCUGCUGGGUGCGUUCUGAUGAGCACGGUCACGAAGCGUUCCAGCAGGUUGCCGCCCUGUUGAGCGCCCUUUUUCGUAGCACGGACCUGGUGCCCUCAGAUGUGUUGGCCGGAUGCGUUUUGUUGAGGAUCAAACAGAAGAGGGAAACCAGGGAGAUGAGGAGGAUUUUCAUGCUGGCCGAUGACGAACCAAAGUAUUCCACGGACCUGAACAAAAUCUUCUCCAUCGCUCCUAGGUGGAUGAACCUGGAGAAUGCCAGACACUUUCUACGUCUCUCAAUGGCCGCCUACGGUUGGCCCUUUGUCAUGUAUCUACACUGUAGCACCGGCUUGUGUAGACUCCUCAACAACUUGACUUGCUGCUCCUGCUUCGGGCAGCCUCAAUACACCUUGGUGCUGGACGAUAAUUGCUGCUUUUGCCAUUUCGCUGGGGUGAAGCAUAUUUCGAAAAUCGAGGAGGAGGAUAUACUGUUCGCUUCCUUUAGGAACCACGUGUUUGAGCUUCCCUUCUGCGUCAUAGUGGAUCAUAAAACCGCCAAUAUAGUGGUGGCAAUCAGAGGUUCAAUAUCCUUAAGAGACAUAUUUACCGACUUGACGGCUACUUCUGACAGAUUUGAGGCGGAAGGGUUGCCGAAUGAUACAAUGGCCCACAAAGGGAUGAUUGCUGGGGCAGUUUAUAUCCAUAAAAAAUUAAAAGAGGUGGGUAUUCUGGAAAAGGCUCUGGCAACUUAUCCGGAGUACGGACUGGUGCUGACUGGACACAGUUUAGGGGCGGGCGUGGCGUGCCUUCUAGGAUUUAAAAUUAGACCCAAGUAUCCUGACUUGAAGGUGUAUGCCUUUGGGACCCCUGCCGGACUGUUAAGCAGGGAAGCAGCUAGACUAUCGGAGAGUUUCGUGUUCACCGUAGGGGUAGGCGAUGAUUUCGUCAUGCGCCUAGGCGUCGAUAGUAUCGAGAAUCUACGAACUGGAAUAAUCCAGACGUUGCAUGCCAGUAAAUUGCCAAAGUAUCGUAUAAUCCUGAACGGACUGGGUUACACCCUAUUUGGAGUACCGCCACGCGACCUGGAAUCCACCUGGAAAGACGACAUGAUCCCGGAAUUCCAGGAACUCCCCAGAUCCCCACUAUUAGGCGGACGGGUCAUACCCACAGUGGCCGCAUCAACCGAGGCCGCCUUCCUAUCCAGAGACCUGAGCGUCCGAAGAUUCUCAGAAACAAGACUGUACAUAGCGGGAAGAAUCCUGCACAUUGCUCAACGUAAAAAGACGAAAACCGAAAGGAAAUCCGGAACCGGCGGUCCAGAUUACGAGAUGCGAUGGGCUACAGCGGAAGAUUUCGUGGAGCUGAAGGUGAUGCCCCGGAUGCUCCUCGACCAUUUGCCGGACAACGUGUAUAAAGUCCUGGAUACGGUUUUAAGGGAACAAAAGGAUAACGUCAGUGAGAUAAUUUAAGGGAGCCUUAAGCUCUUAUCAGUAAAUUCGUCCCAAAGGGCUGGUAAAGCAGUAUACGCAUAUACAUUCCAGUUUUAUAGUCUGAUCAGUUAGUUUAGGCGUUAAAGACAAGAAGUAUUUUAGAUCAAAAUAAACGUUUUUUUUUUAA